UCCCCGAGGUCCACGUCCUGCGGUCGCUCCUCGGCUAGGAAAGCGCACCCUGCGCCCAGCGCUCGGCGCGCUCCGGGAGCUGCCCGUCGGGACCAUGCGCGCCCGCGAGCUGCCGCUCGUCCUGCUGGCACUGGUCCUCUGCCAGGCGCCCCGGGCACCCGCCGCCCCGGUGCCGGCGGCCGGAGAGACCGUGCUGGCCAAGAUGUACCCGCGCGGCAACCACUGGGCGGUGGGGCACCUAAUGGGGAAAAAGAGCACCGGAGAGUCCCCAUAUGUUUACGAGGGAGGGAGCCCAAAGUACCAGCUUCGGCAGCACAUCCUGUGGGAAGAAGCUGUGAGGACUCUGCUAAGCCUCGUGGAAGGAAAGGGGACAGGAAGCCACCAGUCACCUCGCGGGGCAUCCCUGGGUAUUCUCCAGUCUACUCCGGAUUCCAAUUCCAAGGAUAGCAGUAACUUUUCAGAUGUAGGUUCAAGACUCAAAGGUUCUCAGUGUGAAGGAAGGAACCCCCAGCUGAACCGACAAUGAUGGCCUCUCUCAAAGAAGCAAAACAGAACCCUUGAGAAUGCAUUCCAUGGGCAUCAAUUCUACUGGCUCAUCCACCAGAUUUCCUUUGUGCAAAAUACUUAACUAUUCUUGUACCUUUCAACCUUGACUAAAUUCGUGGUUUUCAAGCAGCAACUUCUGGUUUGAAUUUGUUUUCUGUGAAAUUAUUGUCCUUAGAGAGUAUUCCAAGUAAUGCUCUUUGAAUUUAGCCUCUGUGUCAAUUACA
This is a messenger RNA of Eptesicus fuscus (big brown bat), 770 nucleotides long. It is a transcript of the gene GRP, whose product is annotated as gastrin releasing peptide. The record is from RefSeq and is a predicted model, not a curated record. Gene Ontology annotation, biological process: neuropeptide signaling pathway. Gene Ontology annotation, molecular function: neuropeptide hormone activity. NCBI's taxonomy places the organism in Eukaryota, Metazoa, Chordata, Mammalia, Chiroptera, Vespertilionidae.